AUGGCUACCGGAAUCUUCAACUCCACCUAUUACGGCAAGGACUACCGCGCCGGUGCCGCCCUCCUGCGUGCCCGCCGCCCAUACCUGUUCAAGAACGCCUUCACAGGUCUCGGCUUGUUCGCAUUCACGAUCGCUGUCUACAGCUAUACUAUCAAGGCUGUAGGCCAGGAAGAAUUCUCAGACGUCAAAGUCCCCGAUGCCCCCGCGGACAAGAAGUAA
Penicillium bovifimosum is the source of this 219-nucleotide messenger RNA. RefSeq lists its product as uncharacterized. Lineage: Eukaryota; Fungi; Ascomycota; Eurotiomycetes; Eurotiales; Aspergillaceae. Gene Ontology annotation, biological process: mitochondrial respiratory chain complex IV assembly. Bases 1 to 219 code for a protein of 72 amino acids. Gene Ontology annotation, cellular component: mitochondrial inner membrane. The transcript is spliced from 3 exons. The record is from RefSeq and is a predicted model, not a curated record.